UGUCACCAACAAGUGGUGUCUCACGGAGCACACCGAGUCAUGAUCUACUAUCCUUAACGCUCACCCCUGAACUGCCCGACUUGGGCAGCUGCGAAUUGGAAUUCCGCUGUCGUCAAGUUGUCAGCUGCAAUGCUACCCCUCGCUGCGGCAGUUCUGCUUCUUAUUCCCCACCUGGGCAACGCUAACCCCAGAGUCGCAAGGUUGGAGAGAGAAGAAAUUCCGCACAGGCCAAGCCCGUGUGUAUCCUUGUUCAUCCGUACGGUGAUCUCACACAACACACAGCCGUCCUGUCGUGUAAAUAAUAAAAGUUGCAGACUCGGGGAGUGCCUUACCACCACCAAGGCAGGUCGGGAUUACCUAGUACCUACUUGCUACGUUACAGAAGACCGACACGCGUAUCACACAGUGCAGUGCCUGCUGCCACGUAUCUGCCUGAGUGCAGUGGUGUGGACUGUAUCCCUCUUUCCUUUAUGUUCAGUCGCAUUUUCUCCAGAAGCAGGCUUGAACCAACAACCCCCGGCAGAUGUGACAUUGUCCAACUCGAGGAAGAAAACUACGGGUUACAGUAGAGGACGAAGCGCAAAGUUCCGAGCAUUGGGGGAACGAGAAACAGCUGGGGUCCAUCCGUACGACUUUUGCAACCAGGUUCACCGGGGCGCCGAGGCGAGGCUCUUCGGGUUCCGGGACAUCCAUUCUUGCGCACCUGCCACCGGAAAUAAACAUCCACUGCGAAUCAAUCAAAUUCCAGGGUCUGCCUUGUUGCUUUUGGAGUGUUUGACAGUUGAUGAGUCCAACGGUCAGAUAUGGUCUUGCUGAAUACGCACCCCCUCUUCCCCUCUCCGUUACGAGAUGAGAUAUCGUUCACGGGUUGUCCUGAUCUCACUUGUUUGCUUCAAGCUGAGACAUACGGUGAGUAAGGUUGUCGAAGCUCCCCUGCCGAGCCCCUUAUGUACAUACGAAUCCCGCGAGCCGCCCAAAAGAGAUGGUGCGACGAUUCGCAAUGCAGGAGCGCUUCACGACCC
This is a messenger RNA of Chaetomium strumarium, 1022 nucleotides long. RefSeq lists its product as uncharacterized. The coding region runs from base 130 to 816 and encodes 228 amino acids. The transcript is spliced from 4 exons. The record is from RefSeq and is a predicted model, not a curated record. NCBI's taxonomy places the organism in Eukaryota, Fungi, Ascomycota, Sordariomycetes, Sordariales, Chaetomiaceae.